UCGAUUCCGAAUCCAAUCGAUUGAUUGAUCGAUCUUUCCCCAAUUCAUUCCCCAUGUGAUUACAAAUUUUGAUAAGCGCAUUCCGACAAAAUUUUAAAAUUUCUUACUCGAAAUUUUAAACUUCCUGUAUUGUUUUAUUUAAUAUUUUGAAUUGUUAUGGGGUGAAAAUUCGAAAUGUUUAAUAUUCAUGAAAGUUUACCAACUUGCCACGAUCUUGGCGAAAAACACCGCACCACCGAUGUAUUAUUUGGUAAAAAAGUCACAUUUUCAUCUUUACUUUUAAAAGAAGAAAUUCAACAAGGAUUAACGAGAUGUGGUUAUAUAUAUUUGUCACCUAUUCAGAAAAACGCUCUACCUCUAGCUUUAACAGGAACAUCCAUAAUUGCUCAUGCCAAAUCUGGUACCGGCAAAACUCUGGUUUAUUGUCUGAGUGCUCUGAAUAACGUAUUGGAAAAAAAGCAACGCAGUCUUCAAUGUUUAAUCUUAUCUCCAACUCGUGAAAUCGCCAAACAAAUCUACGAUGUGUUCAAAAACGUCGGAUUCUACAUAAAAGAUUUAAGAGUAGAAUACUUCAUCGGUGGAACCCCAUUAGAUCUGGAUGUGUUGAAAUGCAAAGAUUGUCAAAUAGCUAUCGGUGCUCCGGGUCGAAUAAAACACUUAAUUGAUAUGGGCGAAUUGAAAGUUGACCAUGUGAAAAUGUUGGUGCUAGAUGAAGUGGAUGCGUUACUAUGUAAUAAAGAAUUUGCAAUAAGAGAAUUAGCUUCGCAACUCCCAGCUGGGAAACAAACCGUUGUAUGCACCGCUACCUUUUCUGACCAUAUAAAACAGUUACUUAAUCCUAUAUCAUCGACUAUUAAAUACGUGACUGUCAACGAAUCAAUGAAUAGCGAAAAAACCGAUCAAAUCACAUCAAACAUCCUGAUUGGUAUUAAACAAUUCGUUGCUCCUGUGUUUAGCGAUUCGACAUCAUUGGACGCCAUUCGAAAAAGAAACAAAUUAAUCGACAUAUUACGAAAUUUUAAAUACGACCAGUGUUUCGUAUUUGUGAACUAUGUAACAAUUGCUAAAGGACUGUGUAAUAUGCUAGUGAGUAAUAAUUUUCCCGCGCUUUGGGUAUCGAGUGAACAAAAUCAGUCUACUAGAAUAUCAACUCUGAAUAAAUUGAAGCUGAAUCAGUGCAAUAUACUGGUCACCACCGAUCUGGCUGCUCGCGGUAUAGAUGUUCAUAAUGUGAAUUUAGUUAUCAAUAUGGGCAUUCCUAGUCCGCCGGAUGUAUACAUUCAUCGUAUGGGAAGAGCUGGUCGUUAUGGAAGCGAAGGUGCUGUUAUAACAAUACUUCACGAAGGCUACGAAAUGGAGCAAUUCUAUAAGGUAGUGAGUUCAGUUUCGACAGAUCCGGUAGAUUUGUUCGUUUUACCUGAUGCAGUUCCUAAAACCAUCAACGAAUCCGAGCUUCAAAAGGUUCAUUGCAAACCAGAUUCGAAUGCGCUGCCUAAUGUGAAUGAAUUUCAGUUCAAAAAAAAUAACGAAAAUCAAACGAAAUCAACCACUAAGAAAAAGUCGAAAAAAUCAAAAAAGAAAAAACAGUCUAAAAAAGAAGAAUCUUCGCCUCAAGUAUUAGAAUCGAACUCCGCUUUCGUUGAAAAAGAAGAAGAUUCUGCCGAAGAAUUUAUACCGGAUAAUGUUGCUGUUGAUAAAGAAAUGGAAACCAUCGUCGAACAUUAUAUCGAAGCGAUCAAAGAAGAAGUUGAUCGAGGUAGUGUUUCCGUCGAUGAGACUAACCUUAGAAAUCUGUUCAAACCAUCGCGCAAUAACGUCUACGUUGUUCAGUAUAGCAAUUUUUAUAAACCGACUUUUAUCCAAAUACCUGAAGGAGAUGAAGAUGAAGACGAUGACGUUUUUAUUCAAACAAUCGACGAUACUUGUGUGAUCGAAUAUAUGCGUUACAUAAAAAAUAAGCACGCGUUUUUAGACGAGCAGAAAAUACCUUGCAGUAUGACGCAAUUUUUAGAACUGGUUAAAUGCAACGACUCUCUUAUUCGUAGAUUCGUCUCGGUCGACGUUCAAGAUUCCGUUAAAGACAUUUUGGAAAAAAUUCGUAAUAUGUUGACGGAAAAUAAACGAAAGCAAAGUGUAUCCGUGAAAUCGAUGAGGUCAGAAACAAGCAAUUUCGUAAACAUCCCUAAUGAUCCUUCGAGACGAAUAAAUCAGCAAAUGAAAUUCUAUCGAGCGGAAAGCUUAGACACGAUGAAUAGUAUCGAACAUGAAACAUCCAAUUGGAUGGUCAGUCGUACCGAUUACUUAUCGAGGCAGUAUUCGCCGAAACGUGGAAGUCGAGAACAUUCCACUCUUCCUAUUCCAAAUUUCACCGAUGAUCCUCCAGAUUUACAUUCUGAUGCACCAUACACCGUGUUCAGAUCUUCACGUAAUGAUAUUGAAGAUGUUCAGCAGACAGAUUAUGACGAUGAAAGUUACCAACAAUCUACCACGCCGUUAAACACUACUCGUGUGAAUAAUUCAAAUGAAAUACCUAAUCCACAUUUACAUCCCGAAUAUGUAACAUGUCCCAAUUGCCGACACGAGUUCAGGUUAUCUAGAUCAGAAAAUUUACCAUUUUUACCCUCAAUGAAAUCUCACGUCGAUGUAGGAAUGGAAAGAAGAAUAUGGCAACAUCAUUUUAAUUUUAUUAGUUCUCAAAUGUCAUCUCGUUCUUUCAUGUUCGGAAAUAGAAAUAGCUGAUUUUUUUACGAUUUUAUCAAGUGUAUACGAAUGUGAUAUUAUGUAUUUAGUGCGUAACUUUUAACCUGAAAAUGUUUUCAAUCAGGAAAUGAUUUUUACGCCGUUCAAUAUAGUAUUUAAUUUUUUAACGUUAA
This is a messenger RNA of Planococcus citri (citrus mealybug), 2873 nucleotides long. Its product is annotated as probable ATP-dependent RNA helicase DDX20. The transcript is spliced from 6 exons. Gene Ontology annotation, molecular function: RNA helicase activity; ATP binding; RNA binding. Bases 175 to 2739 code for a protein of 854 amino acids. The record is from RefSeq and is a predicted model, not a curated record. Gene Ontology annotation, cellular component: SMN complex. Lineage: Eukaryota; Metazoa; Arthropoda; Insecta; Hemiptera; Pseudococcidae. Gene Ontology annotation, biological process: spliceosomal snRNP assembly.